AUCAACGUCAAAAAGUCGCUACUUGAUUGUUUUUUGUACCAAGAGUUAUAAUAAAUAUGUGGAUAUAAAUAAUAUAACUAUUACCCCAGCACUGUCCUUAUUAUUUUAAGGAUAGCAACUAAUUCCUAACAACAACAAUAUAAUAUAUAAGCUCUUGUCCCUAAUAAAUUGUGCUUGUCUGUGAUGUGUCUGCUAUAUAAAAAUUCCCAAGGCAAAAGAUAAUUAUUACUACAGCCCAUUAAGUGCUUUACACAUUUAUAUAUUUCUAUUACCCUGUUAUGGCUCAAACAAUGACGACAUCAAGAAGUGCAGAACGUAGCAUUCACGAAAUGUUAAAAGACAGUCCGUCCAUGAACGAGACUUCAGGGGCUGUACAAUCUGGUACGGCGGUGCCCCCGAGUUCAUUAAAUUUAUCCUCGGGCUCUAGGGGUUCUGGAGGUCCUUUCAGUGCACCUGCCACUCCCUUACAGAACGGAGACGCUUUACUGAAAGCUGGUGCUUCAAAAAUAGAUUCUUUGAAAACUUGGAGUAUAUCAACAUACAAAUGUACAAAACAACUUAUGUUUGAAAAGCUCGGAAAAAGCACCAGGACUGUGGACACAGAAUUGGAGGCACAAAUAGAACAAUUAAGAGACACCCAACGCAAGUAUUCAAAUGUUUUGCGUCUUACAAGAGCGAUGUCUGCUCAUUUUCACAACGUAGUGCAAACUCAACAUGCUUUAGGUGAAGCAUUUUCAGAGUUAGCACAGAAAAGUCCUGAACUUCAACAAGAAUUUUUAUACAAUUCGGAAACACAAAGAAGUCUGACUAGGAAUGGAGAGAUUUUGUUAGGGGCUCUUAAUUUUUUCACAUCAUCUGUAAAUACUUUAUGUAAUAAAACUAUUGAAGACACUUUGUUGACUAUAAGGCAAUAUGAAAUUGCAAGAGUGGAGUAUGAUGCCUAUCGAAGUGAUCUUGAAGUCUUAGUACAGAGCCCGACAACUAAUUCAAAUACUGCACAGAACCAAGACGAAGUGCAAAAGAAUUACCAAAAACAUAAAGAGAAUUUUGAGAAGUUACGUGAUGAUGUUUCUGUUAAAUUAAAAUUCUUAGAUGAAAAUAGGAUAAAAGUGAUGCAUAAACAAUUGUUAUUAUUUCACAAUGCAAUAUCUGCAUACUUUUCGGGUAAUGGUGCUGCUCUUGAAGCCACUUUAAAACAAUUCAACAUAAAGAUGAAGACACCAAAUUCGACAGUACCAUCUUGGCUUGAACACCAGUAGUAGGACAUCACGAAUUUUAUAUAUAAAUGUAUAGUGCAAUCUGUCCA
Messenger RNA from Ctenocephalides felis (cat flea), 1306 nucleotides. RefSeq names its product arfaptin-2-like. The record is from RefSeq and is a predicted model, not a curated record. Gene Ontology annotation, molecular function: protein domain specific binding; phospholipid binding. Gene Ontology annotation, cellular component: trans-Golgi network membrane. The transcript is spliced from 5 exons. Gene Ontology annotation, biological process: intracellular protein transport; regulation of Arp2/3 complex-mediated actin nucleation. The coding region runs from base 279 to 1259 and encodes 326 amino acids. NCBI's taxonomy places the organism in Eukaryota, Metazoa, Arthropoda, Insecta, Siphonaptera, Pulicidae.